UACUCUUAGCGAUACAGACGGAAAAUGAGAGUUGAAUUGGUAGAAUGCUGCACUGUGUAGUUCUUUGGUUAUUAUUCCCACUAAAAUAACUCGGAUAUGGAUCUUUGGACAUCUCAUUUUGUAGCUUUUAGUAACCGCUUGCUCACAACUCGUUUUUUUCAGCGAUGGACACCUCUAUAUUCGCUAUUUCUGACUUGCUAAUGAAUAAACCAAAGGAAAAAUGACUACUCGUCAAUAUCCCUGGAUGGGGUGGGACUAGAAUCGAAGCCUUGAAGGGACGGAAGACUUGCAAGUCUUCCUCUAGCGCGAUCCGGAGUGGACUCUGGGAAGCCUUUUUAUUUUUUUUCCUUUUGCAAGGAAGGGCAGUUCGUUCAUGGCUCCCGGGAAAACAGCUAGGAAAACUAUCCGGCCCCAGCUGGAUCGUCAGUUCCUCCACCGAUUCCUAAAGAUCCAAACAAUUUUAUUUCCUACCUUCACCUCUAAGAAUGCGCUGAUGUUUCUAACCUUGCUUGUAGUUGCUUUGUUGACUCAAUUGAUCAUUUACCAGGUGGGACUGAUUCCCAGUCAAUAUUUCUCAGUUCUGGGGGGAAAAGAUCUUUAUGAGUUCAAUAAGCUGACGGCAGUUGCUCUGAUUCUCAUUGUACUCAAUUCUUUGCUGAAGAGUUUAGACCAGUUUAUCUGCAAUUUGAUGUAUGUCAGCUGGAGAAAGACACUAACUGAAUACCUCCAUGGCUACUAUUUUCAGGGCCAGGAGUAUUAUACUCUGAAUGUUCUACAUGAGGAAAUUGAUAAUCCAGACCAGAGAAUCAGUCAAGAUGUGGAGAGAUUCUGCAAACAACUGAGCUCCAUGGCCAGUAAGCUGAUCAUCUCACCUUUCACCCUUGCUUAUUACACCUAUCAAUGUUUUUACAGCACUGGUUGGCAAGGUCCGCUAAGCAUCUUUGGCUAUUUUAUCAUUGGGACAAUUGUUAACAAGUUCCUAAUGAGUCCCAUUGUUUCAAAAUUGGUGCAACAGGAAAAACUUGAAGGUGAUUUCAGGUUUAAGCAUAUGCAGCUGCGGGUGAAUGCUGAAUCUGUUGCUUUCUACAGAGCUGGGGAAGUUGAACACAUGCGAACCAACUACAAGCUUCAAAACCUUUUAAAGACGCAAAGGGAAUUGAUUGGAAAGGAACUGUGGCUAUACAUUGGGAUCAACACCUUUGACUAUUUGGGCGCCAUCCUGAGUUACGUGAUGAUUGCCAUUCCUAUAUUUAAUGGAGUAUAUGAUGAUCUGAAUCCCACAGAAUUGAGCUCCUUAGUUAGCAAGAAUGCCUUUGUCUCCAUUUACUUGAUUCACUGUUUCAGCAUCUUAAUUGAUUUAUCUACCACAGUGUCUGAUGUCGCUGGCUACACGCACAGAAUUGGAGAGUUGCAGGAAGUAUUGCUGGACCUUUCCAAGAAGCAAAAUCAUACUGAAUCAGAAGACAAACUGGACUUUGACAGCAUUUCUAGAGAGAAGAGGGUCUCAAGCGACACCGCUUUUGUUCUGGAGCAUGUUUCCCUUGCAGCUCCCUCCAAGAACCUGCUUAUCAAGGACCUAAACAUGAGAGUCACACAAGGGGACAAUCUCCUGAUUACUGGAAAUACAGGCACAGGAAAGACAUCUUUGUUGCGUAUUCUCGGAGGCCUGUGGAAGUGCAAGCAGGGAGAAGUCCAUAUGCUGAGUUCCUUUGGCCCCCAUGGAGUGGUGAUCAUACCUCAGCGUCCUUUCUUCACAGAUGGAACGCUGCGGGAACAGAUUAUAUACCCUCUAAAGGAAAUCUAUCCAGAUUCUGGGUCUAUAGAUGAUGAUAGGAUACUCAGGUUCCUGGAGCUGACUGGACUGUCAGACUUGUUAAUGAGAACAGGAGGUUUGGACCAGCCUGUGGACUGGAACUGGUAUGACAUUCUUUCACCAGGUGAGAUGCAAAGGCUGUCAUUUGCUCGCCUGUUCUACUUACAACCCCAGUAUGCAGUGCUAGAUGAAGUUACGAGUGCAUUGACAGAAGAUGUAGAGAAUGAGAUGUAUAGGAUCUGCAUCCAAUUGGGAAUGACUCUGGUCAGUGUGGGCCAUCGCAAAAGUCUGGAAAAGUUCCAUAGCUGGAUUUUGAAACUAUAUGGAGAAGGAAAAUGGGAGCUAUCAAGAAUUGAGAAACGCUGAACUAUUCUCACAUCAAUCACAGAAAAUAUUGGAGUUAAAGUCUCAAGUUAAAGUGCCUUGGAAUCAGCAUGCUUAAAUGGAGAAAGUAUGAUUUGAAAGUUCAAAAUUACAUGUGCCAAGAAGAUUUCCAAUUUUUAAAAUUCAUGGAAAGUUUUUUAACCAUUUUUUAAUCUUAGAAAUUUGAUUCCAAUCUAUUGUUUUUAUUGCUGUACCCCUUUUACAACCUUUCAUACAGAAGGGAAAAUAAUAAUUUUGUUUUCUCUAUGGAACUCAUUUUCAAGUGUGACUGAUAUUAAAGCUCUGCAAAACAGGAAUUAUGCUGGCCUAUCUACAUAAGGACAGUGAAUGUGCCACAGUCCCUUUGAUCAUAAUUUAUAUCAAGGUUGGAACUAUAGCUUCCUUGCCUGAAUCGAAGGAAGAAAGAGGCUGUGUAAUUUCUAUGAUCUGUCCUUAGUCCUCUAUUUUUUGAGUUGCUAGCAAAUGAAUCUAUUAACUUGUCCCUAGAGCUGUUUAGUCAGACUGUUUAAAGAUUCAAUGCAAAAUAACAAUGAGAUUUGUAAAAUGUCAGCACCACUUGAUAAAAAAUCAAAUAAGCAUUUCUGGACAAGUUGUGAAAUACAAGAUAGAGCUUUGCAGAGGGUAGGGAUGGGAGUUUUUUCAGUGGUUCUAUUCCUUCCUCAGUGGUCAUUCCAGUCUGUGAUGGUGUAGAGGUCAGUGGCCUCUGACAUGUGAAAUGCCACAAGGGUUACAUCUUCUGUUCAUUGUCUAUAUUAGGGCUGUCAAACUCACAGCCUAUGGGCCAGAUGCAUCAUGCGCUGGUCACACCCACGCCCGAUUAGCAAAGGGGGGAGUCCCGAUACGUCAUGUGAUGUCGCUGUGACGACGCAAGUUUGACACUCCUGGUCUAUCUGAAGCUUCUGGGAAAAGCCACCUGAUAUUUGGAGAUUCAGUGUUAACAGUAUGCUAAUGAUAGUCAAUGAUAUUGCAUUACUAGCCAGGCUUUGAGGGGGUGCUAUCAAUGUCCUUUCCCAGGAUGACAGAGAAAAGACUGAAAACGAAGCUUGGUAAGUUGGAGUAGGUUCUCUGUUGCCACAAGAGCUGUUUCUGAUGAGCAAGCACCCAGAUAUCUGCAGGACCACAUACUCCAAUCAGUCCUGGUCUGACCAAUAAAAGCAAACACAAACUAAACUCAUCCUACAUUUUUAAGAGGCUCAGGGGCCUGGAGCAAGAAGACACUGGCUUUUCAGUUGCAGCAUCAAUGCUGCAGGACAGCUUGCUGGUAAAGAUCAGGCUAGCCCCCUCGAUGUUUCAGAAGCU
Thamnophis elegans (Western terrestrial garter snake) is the source of this 3496-nucleotide messenger RNA. RefSeq names its product ATP binding cassette subfamily D member 4 (gene ABCD4). Gene Ontology annotation, biological process: very long-chain fatty acid catabolic process; fatty acid beta-oxidation; long-chain fatty acid import into peroxisome. The transcript has 19 exons. NCBI's taxonomy places the organism in Eukaryota, Metazoa, Chordata, Lepidosauria, Squamata, Natricidae. The coding region runs from base 374 to 2179 and encodes 601 amino acids. Gene Ontology annotation, cellular component: peroxisomal membrane. The record is from RefSeq and is a predicted model, not a curated record. Gene Ontology annotation, molecular function: long-chain fatty acid transmembrane transporter activity; ABC-type transporter activity; ATP binding.